Diprion similis is the source of this 1526-nucleotide messenger RNA. RefSeq names its product putative inorganic phosphate cotransporter. The transcript has 3 exons. Gene Ontology annotation, biological process: monoatomic anion transport; transmembrane transport. Gene Ontology annotation, molecular function: transmembrane transporter activity. Lineage: Eukaryota; Metazoa; Arthropoda; Insecta; Hymenoptera; Diprionidae. The record is from RefSeq and is a predicted model, not a curated record. The coding region runs from base 60 to 1526 and encodes 488 amino acids.
GUUGAAACGAACGGUUGAAACUGGAAUAUUUAUACAAAUAGUAACGACAUCCGAGACCGAUGUUAUCCUCGUGGAAAACUUGUUGUAAGUGUAUACCGCAACGAUGGAUACUAGCAGUGAUGUCAUGUUUUGCAAUAAUGAAUGGAUACACGAUGAGAACUUGUCUAUCCAUCGCAAUCACGGAGAUGGUCACCACUACGAAUCAAUCAUCGAACCACACCAGUUCAAACGAAGUUUGCCCAGCAUCCGAACUCUCGACAUCUUCGAUUGGAAGUAGUAGCGGUACACACGAAUGGACAGAAUACACACAGGGAAUCAUUCUAUCGAGUUUCUACUGGGGACAUGUAAUCAGUCCAAUUCCGGGUGGAAUGUUGGCCGAUAAAUUUGGAGGAAAGCACGUCUUGGGUCUCGGUGUCUUAUCGACGGCGAUAUUCACUCUGUUGAUACCAGUGGUGGUCGAGGCCUUCGACGCACCAGGACUAAUAGUCCUUCGAAUUCUAAUUGGGAUGGGUGAAGGGACGGCUCUACCCGCUAUGAAUGUCGUUCUAGCUCAUUGGGCUCCACCCGAAGAGAGAAGCAUGAUGGCAGCUUUAUCAAUGGCUGGAAUGAAGGUGGGAACAAUGCUCGGAAAUGGACUCUCAGGAGUUUUGAUACAAAAUUCAUCCAUUGGUUGGCCAAUAGUCUUCUACGUUUUUGGUGGCGUAAGCAUCGUCUGGUUUCUUGUCUGGAUUUUACUCUGCCACAGCAAUCCAGACGACCAUCCGUUCAUUUCUGACGACGAAAAGAAUCGGCUGCGCAAAACGAUUCAUGAACACACGCGCAAGGAUGUUGGACCGAUUCCCUGGAGGCACCUUGUCACCUCGGGACCACUGUGGGCUAUUCUAGUUGCCAAAGUAUGUUGGAUGUGGGGUUACUACGUAACGCUAACGGACCUUCCAAAGUACAUGAGCAGCGUACUAAAGUUCUCUGUACAAGCGAACGGAUUACUCUCUGCUCUACCGUACCUUGUACUUUUCUUCGUCAGUAUUUCUUCAUCCUGGCUCGCGGAUUGGCUGAUAAAAACUGAGAGACUCUCAAGGACUAACGUCCGGAAAAUAUUCGCCUCAUUCGCUUUAGCGACAUCAGCAGUAUGCCUCAUUGCCGCCUCAUACGCAGGCUGUGAUCGUCUCGUCGUCACAAUCCUCUUCACAGCUGGCGUGGGCACAAUGGGUCCUAUAUUCUCCAGCGUGAUGGUCAACGCCCUUGAUCUCAGUCCAAAUUACUCUGGUACCCUGAUGGGGAUCACUAAUGGCAUUGCAUCUUUAGUCGGGAUCGUGGCUCCAUAUGCGGUCGGUGUUCUAACGCCGAAUCAGACGUUCUCCGAGUGGAGAAUCGUAUUCUGGAUCACAUUCGUAGCCAAUUUUGUUGCGAUAUUAAUUUACGAUUUGUGGGCCAGCGGUGAGGUCCAGUACUGGAAUGAUCCUGACUUUAGGAAGGGUCAAAAGACCGCUACUAGAGUCCAACGAGUCAGUACAGAUAAAAUCUGA